Messenger RNA from Globicephala melas (long-finned pilot whale), 13291 nucleotides. RefSeq names its product magnesium transporter MRS2 (gene MRS2). Gene Ontology annotation, molecular function: magnesium ion transmembrane transporter activity. Gene Ontology annotation, biological process: mitochondrial magnesium ion transmembrane transport. Lineage: Eukaryota; Metazoa; Chordata; Mammalia; Artiodactyla; Delphinidae. Gene Ontology annotation, cellular component: mitochondrial inner membrane. The record is from RefSeq and is a predicted model, not a curated record.
CGGCCGCAGCUUGGGCGCUCGCGCGGGGUCGCGAAGUGCCGGCUGCGCCGCUACCGUCAGGUAUGAAGGGCUGGGGUCUUGCAGCUGCCUCCUCCUCGUUCCAGCGCCAUGGAAUGCCUGCGGAGCCUGGCCCAGCUCCAGCCCCGCGCGGUGAGGUUGCCCCGGCGCACCCUGUGCUCUCUGGCCUUGGGCUUGACCCCCGGGACUCGCUCCGUUGCCGCCUGCGGCCGCGCUGCCCAACUGCUCGGAAGGAGGUGGGCCGCGCCGCUGUACGGGCCCCGCCGGCUCCCCACGGCAGGUGAAAUUCACCGGUUUAGAACUUCUGAUGUCUCUCAAGCCACUUUAGCCAGUGUAGCCCCGAUGUUUACUGUGACAAAAUUUGACAAAGGGGGAAAGGUUACUUCUUUUGAAAAGAAGAAAACUGACUUAUAUCAAGAAUUAGGUCUUCAAGCCAGAGAUUUGAGGUUUCAGCAUUUAAUGAGCAUCACAAGCAGAAACAAUAGGAUUAUCAUGAGAAUGGAGUAUUUGAAAGCUGUGAUAACUCCAGAGUGUCUUCUGAUACUAGAUUAUCGUAAUUUAAAUUUAGAGCAGUGGCUGUUCCGGGAGCUCCCUUCACAGUUGGCUGGAGAGGGUCAACUUGUCACAUACCCUUUACCUUUUGAAUUUAGAGCUAUAGAAGCACUCCUGCAGUAUCGGAUCAACACUCUUCAGGGGAAACUUAGCAUUUUGCAACCAUUGAUCCUUGAGACAUUGGAAGCUUUAGUGGAUCCCAAACAUUCUUCCAUAGACAGAAGCAAACUGCACAUCUUACUACAAAAUGGCAAAAGCCUGUCAGAGUUAGAAACAGAUAUUAAAAUCUUCAAAGAGUCCAUUUUGGAGAUCUUGGAUGAAGAAGAGUUGCUGGAGGAGCUCUGUCUGACAAAGUGGAGCGACCCACAGGUCUUUGAAAAGAGCAGUGCUGGGAUUGACCAUGCCGAAGAGAUGGAGUUGCUGUUGGAAAACUACUACCGAUUAGCUGAGGAUCUUUCCAAUGCAGCUCGGGAACUUAGGGCACUGAUUGAUGAUUCACAGAGUAUCAUAUUCAUCAACUUGGACAGCCACCGUAAUGUGAUGAUGAGGUUGAACCUACAGUUGACCAUGGGAACCUUCUCUCUUUCGCUCUUUGGACUAAUGGGAGUUGCUUUUGGAAUGAAUUUGGAAUCUUCCCUUGAGGAGGACCAUAGAGUGUUUUGGCUGAUCACAGGAAUUAUGUUCAUGGGAAGUGGCCUCAUCUGGAGGCGUUUGCUGUCAUUCCUUGGACGACAGCUGGAAGCUCCUUUGCCUCCUCUGAUGGCCUCUUUACCUAAAAAGACACUGCAGGCAGAUAGAAGGACGGAAAUGAAACACAGCUUCAGGCCGGAUGGACUUGAAUCAAGCAGGAGUGUCUUAACAAACCGUUAGGCACAACCCGGUGGAAACUGAAUUAUUUUUUUAUGGUAGUCACGGGAGAAUUCUGAUAUUCUUCUAUUAUUUUCUUUUAUAAGAGUCAGAGACUUGGGGAAAAACCCACUGACAUUUAAAUUGUAGUGUCUGAUGUUAAAAAUAUUAACAGCAGUCACAGUACUAGAACUUAAUUGCAUUUUCAGGAUUCUGAGUAAAGAAACAAAGCGCUUGCUUUGUAAAACGCCAAAGUUUUAUUUCCUACAAACUUAAGAGAUUAACUUAACACAAGAAUAGAUUGUGGUAUCAAUUUUAUUUAAUUUAUACAUGUCAACAAAAGUGCAACCUCAUGCCAAAUGAAGCCUGGAAACUUGAGAAGCCCACAGUUAUGAGACCAGGUUGCCAUAGUUCUUAGUACAAGGAAUCACAUUCUUGUGAAUUUGUCACUCUCAGGUGACUGAAAAGCUAGCAGAAUAUAUAUUAACCUUAAAACAAACUCUCGGAGUUUGUGCUUUAAAGCAGUCUUUGACAUAACCUUAUUUUCUUGUAUUUGCCCCCCUUUUAUAAAAGGAAUAAAAAAAAAGGAAAUGAGUUUAAUGUCAGCUUUACAUAGAUUCCAGUUAAUCAGAAUUUUACUUUCUCAACCAAUGAAACUAUUUUUCUUUGCUUGACUAUAAUUAAAGCUUUUGGGAAUUGAGCCGAAAGAAUUUCCAUUCUAUUACUGCUUUAUAGCUGUUUUGGUCAUUCCCUGGUUUUUAGAACAGAUAGACAUGUCACCCCAAAAAGGAAAAUAUAUGUAGCCUAGUUAAUCUAUUUGCCUACACCUUGGAGGUUGACAGGUGGGCUUCCUAAAACAAGAGGGUAGAUAAACUUUAAAAUUGUGAUACCUUUUUGUUUUCACAAUCAGAUUUGGGUUUAAAACAAAUGACUGAUAUUUGUAUGUCUCAAAGCUCCUAUCCUGGGGCUUCCCUGGUGGCGCAGUGGUUGAGAGUCCGCCUGCUGAUGCGGGGGACACAGGUUCGUGCCCGGGUCCGGGAAGAUCCCACAUGCCACGGAGCAGCUGGGCCCGUGAGCCAUGGCCGCUGAGCCUGCGCGUCCGGAGCCUGUGCUCCACAACGGGGGAGGCCGCGAUGGUGAGAGGCCCGCAUACCGCAAAAAAAAAAGCUCCUAUCGUACUUAACAUCUUCUGCCUCUUUUAAUGUUGGGUUUAUAAACCUGAACGAACUUUUUAGCGAACCCAAAUUAUUUUCUGGAGGUUAAGUACAGUUAUGCAAUAGAACAUGACAGUUAUAUUUGCCCCCAAAAGAUGCAUAGAAGAUUCUAGAGUGUUCAGAGCAGCUCUUGCGCUACAAAUUUAGUAGUAAAAUAAAUAGGCAUACCCUGAUGAUGUUGGAGGAUACCUGAUACCCUAAUAUGUCAUAUGAGGGAGUUUAGGGGUCCAUUUACCAGGUGGUUUAGUGCUAGGAAUAAAAGUGAUCUUCUAGUAGCCGAUUUGAAAGAAAAGUUACAAGUUUUCCCCGUUCCCAUGUCUGGUUAUGAGAGGACAUUAGAAUAGCAUAAAGCAGGCUGGGCUUGUCUUGGAACACACUUUAUGGUGUGGUUGUUGGAAUGUGAGUAGCAUCAUACAUCUGUUUGAUGAUUUCCAGGAUAAAGUAUCUUUGACAAUAUUUAGAUUUCACAGGGCACUCUUCUCUGGUACACCUCAGAGCACACUGCUGCUAUUUGUGAUCUCAGGUCAUCACUGUAAAAUAAGGUAAUAAAUAUCACUUAACUGUGACCUAUGAAGAAUUGGAAGUCCAGAGGGCAAAACUUGAUUUGGUUAAGAUCAGGCAUAGGAUAGAAUUUUGGUCUUUUUUUCUUUCUGAUGUUGCUUAGUUUGUGGGCUUACAUAAAAUUUUUGAUGAGUCAUGUCGCAUCAAUAAAUGGGAGAAUAAAUGCAACUACCUCAUAAGUCUGAUAAAGGGAAGGUACUAAUGGUUUAAAUUUCUUGAAGGUGGUUAAAUCAAGUAUGAUUUCCAGAUGUCAGCUAGCUCUGCUUUGGUGAUAGGUAGCAGGAUGCUUCUUAUAUUAAAGAGCCCUCAAAUAAUAGCUUAUGCCAAAAAAAAAAUGUUCAGCAGUUUUAAAUUUUGAAUUUAAAUAGACGGAGUAUGUAAGUAAGGUGAAAGAACACCAAACAUUCAGUUAUGAGUAAGCAGGCAGUCGUAUUCUGUUUAACAUGUAUAAGUACAAGGAAUGAUAUUCUUAACAGAUUGCCUUUGUAAGGCCUUUAAGAAAAUGUGACAAGAAUAGACGUCAUUUUAAGAUGCUAUUAACACUUGUUUCAUCCUUGAUAAAGACUGAUAACCACUAAAUAGUCAUAUUAAAAAGCCGUUUAUUUUGGUGAGUUAUUCCAAGAGUUGUACAAGCUUUAUGUUUUGGAAUUGCAAUAUUAAACUCACUCUAAAUUCAGGAUUUAUUGUCAUUACCUUAGUAAUAGCUAUGCAGAUUGAGCAUGGAAUAGGGAAUUCAGAGACCUGAGUUUAUUCCCAAACUCACUUCAAAUCUCUGUAGGUCUGUGAUACAAAGGCAUAGAACAAUUCCAGUAUUGAAGCCUUGAUGAAAGUUUUGGCAUAUACAGGUAAUAGAUAAAAAUUGCAAAUAUGUAAAUGUGUUCUGACAUCUUAAAGGUAAUUUUGAGUUAAAUUGUAUAAGUUCAGGUUUGUGUUCAGGAGAGAUUAAAUCCCUAAGGUAUUUUUGUUAAGUAUUUCAGAAUCAAUGCUUGGAACUGCAGUUAAUACUUAGUGGAGUGAAAAUUUAAUCCACCUAUUAGGAUAAUACAUUAGACUGUCAGGUAUUAGACUUUUUUCCUGUACGCUGGGUUUUUACAUAUUUGCCAUAUACUCAGUAGAAGUACAGUUUAUAUAAUUUUGAAUAUGGGGUUAGUAUGGUUUGAUAUCCUAUAUGAAAACCUGCUUCUAACGUUGUAAAUUUUAACCCUCUCCUCCUGCUUCUUGCUAUGUGGUAUGUUCAGGCAUUGAGAAAAUAAAAAUCCUCAGGUAAAGAAUAAUCAUGUUUAAACAUAGGCCCUAUCAUUUAGUAAAGCAUAACACUUUCUAUAAUAAUGGCAAUAUGAAGGUAUGCGUCCUUCUAAUCCAAUAGUGAAAACAUGCCUUUACUAAAAUGCAGUGUCAUUAGCUUGUUCUACACUCAGACGUCUCAAUUCAUAAAAACUCAUAAUUACAGCUGAUUUCUGGUCCCCUAAAAAUAAACUUCCUUUUAAUUAAAAAUAAUUCUUCAAAAUAGGAAUUCUUCAAAUAGGUUGAGCUGCCAAUAAUUGUUAACCAAAAACCAUACUGUGUUUCUGUGUGCUUUUCGCUGUGCCAUAGGGGAACCAUGCAGCUAGCAUACCUCUUUCAGAAAGAUGAGACAGUCCCAGGAGUGAUCCAGAGGUCCUAUCUAGGUAUGUGCCUGUUUAUGCUGUUUUCCUAUAUACAUACUCACCUUAUGCUCACAGUUGUAAUUCUACUAGCUUUUCCUUGAUUUCUGAUUUAGCUUACUCUUCAGCUGGAUUCCUGUCUCCUUUGACCAGUCUCUGUACUGCCUCCAGAGAAGCUAAGAGAAGGGCUCUGGUCAUUUUUAAUUUUCUCCUGCUUUUUAGUAUCAGUUCACUAGUGUCAGAAGAAAGAGGUUGUACCCUGACUGAUAGAGAAUCAACUAGUUACUGUUUAUGGAUAAUAAUGCCUGCAGAUUUUUAGUGAAGCUGAAAUCCUAUGGUACAUUUCCUUUCCCUUAAAUAUGCCACCCUGCAGGACUGGCAGAUGAGAUCUACUCUGCUAAAACCAGCCCAGAAACAAGGGCGGCCAAGGCCUGCCUCACUCCUCUUGGUCCCUGGCCUCUGGCUCAGGACAGAUCUCUCUCCUUUCUGCUCUAGUUCUGUUGGCACAGCUUGUGGCAGCCUAAUGCACCCAAGGCUUCAUGGGAUGACUUCAGGCUAGCUCACUAGGUUCAUCUGCCAUUAGAACAGUCGUUUCUCCGAAAGCAUCUGAGGGCACAGUAAGAUGUUUUACUUUUUAUAUUUGUCUUUCACUAUAUGAAACAUAGAAAAUACAAUCAUCCUCAUAAGAAAGGACCAUAGCAUUUGCAAGAUGAUUUUGGAGUUGUGAGGUUAUGCCUCACCCCUUACUUUUCUCCUCACUCUGUUUCUCCUCUUUGUGCCUUUUUCCUGUAUACGGUGCUUUCUAUUUGUUUGAUUGGAAUGGGUCACCAACUUUAAAAGGACAUUUUUAGGAAGAAUUGUGUUAGAGGUUUUCCUAAGAGAUAACCAGAGAGAAGCCUUAUCCAGUCAUCAGACACAGGUACUCAUGUGGAAGAGGAAAUAGGUUGUACAGCAGGUCUGAGCACAGGAAACAAGUUAGGAAUAAGUUUAGGUACAAAGGAAACAACCUUUGGAAGGGGACAUGACUAACCAGAGUAUUUGCUGUUUCACAUGCUUCUGAUGUUGUCCCCAUUUACUGUAUCCUAUUUCCAGAUAGUUUGGCUGUUAGUGUGUAUGUCUCCACCCCCAGGAGCCCCACCUGUGGUGGGAGCUACAAGGCUCCACUGGAGGCAUCACUCUGUCCACCAGAACGCUCACCCUGGAGAUGACUUGGCAUGAGAGAGGGAGGGGCAGGUUAGGAAAAUGGAGUGAAACCUUUAAUCUUGGCCGAGGCUAUAGAUAUGAAGUGCCCCGGAGAGUCGGGCUCCCAGAGAACUCUUUCCAGCAGCGAUGACAACUUGGUUCUGUAGGGGACACAAAACAGAAUUCAUUUUCCGUUCAUAACAUCUAUUAAGUUCCUGCUGUAGUCCAGGCAUCAUGUUAUGCUCGGAAAUAUAAAAGACAUUGGCCAGACCCCAGGGCUUGAGUUUAAAUACCCCUUUGGCAGAUCUGUAGGUUAAGAAAACUACAGCUGAGGAAGGUCCCUUCUCUGGUACAUGAAGGAAAAGUGUGUCCAUGCGUUUUUAUUCAGCAUCUGAGCUGUGGUGCAGUGUAGACGGCAUAUCUGGAGUAGUAAGACUUCCACAAACAGGCUGGCCUUUGUCAGUGUGUUCACACCACCUACUCUGCCCCUGCUGAUUGAAAUAUUGUAGGAACAGUUUUUCAGAAUGGUCUAAGCUUGUACAAGUUUUUAAACAGUUUUUGAGGUGGAUUUUAGUUUUGGAAACUACCAGGAGUUUUUCUGGACCAUGGCUGAUAAAUGAGGUGUAGCUGAUCAAACUGGCUGAUAGGGUUGUGGUAGAGCAGGGUGUGACCAUAAAACUGUGACGUUUCUCAUUGACUUAAUUUUGAAAACUACCAAUGGAAUCCAGAAAUAAAGGCUAACAUAUUGAGCCUUUACCGUAUGUCAAAUACUAUGCUUAACCCUUUGCUUGUAUCUUUUUAAAUACACUAGUGUCAGAUAAGAGGGAAAAUCUCAACUCUUAUUUAUGGAAUUACUCAUUUACUGGAUUUGCCUGUAGUUUGGCUGUGAGCUAAGUUUCCUCUCCAUUUCCUGGUUAAACCAUCUUCAUGCCUAAAAUCAAGUGUUCCCCUGCUGCUUGCCCUCUCUGCCCAGUCAGCCUACUCCUAUUUCCAGAUCCACUCAGGCCCAAGGGACCCUGCAAGGCCACCAGCAUAGACUUCCAUUGAUCUCUGACUGCCUUUGGUCAUCCUAAAUGGACUUGCUGGUCUUGUAGGUGUUUCAUUUUUCCACUAAGAACCUGGGGGCAGGGACCAGGUUUGUCUGCCUCUCUGGUACCCAAUGUAACACUGCUCCGCCAGGGCCCUCGGGCUGACUGAAGGCAGCCCCACAGGAGGUGGCAGUACCACUCAGGUAAGUGCCAAGUCCUCCUGGUUCUAGCUGGUUACUAGUUCAGUACUUAAUGCUCACGUAGAGAAAGGAGUCUUCAAAGUCAUAACUUUUACUCAAGUAAAAGGCCACCCACUCUGAUCAUCCUCAGAUUGUCUGUGUCCAUUUUUUAAAUAUAACCUUUGAUUUAUCUUUACACUCAGAGUGCUUUAGGGGCCCCCAGUCUCAAAGGAAGAUGAAUUUGCAUUGUUAUACAGAAAGUUAUACAGAAAGGAAUCAAAUAUACUUUUAGAUGAUCUGUACUGCCCCCUUCAGUUGGUAUAAAUAAUGGUUGAGUAUUCUAUAAAUGAGUUACAGCAAGGGCUACUUGAACUUCAUCCCAUAGUUCACUUACUCUUUACCAUUUAAUCCUACACUGAUUUGCAUUUUACUUAACUUCCCGUGUGUAUAAAUCUUAACUUCCCGUGUGUAUAAAUCUUAACUUUCUAUCUCUCUCAUAGCCUAAUUCCAUACAAUGUCAUAUCCUAAAAUAAAUGAGUGGAAUCAGUGGUUUAGCUGUAUAUUUUAAGAUAAAACCCAUUUAAUCUGUUGUAUCUAUUAAAAUGUGCAUACUCCUUGACCUAGCCGUCUUCUAGGAAUCUUACCAGCAGAGAAAUUUGCACAAUUAUAAAUUAUAAAGAUACAGAUACAAGAAUGCUCACUAGAGCGUUGUCUGUAAUAGGAAAAAAAUGGAAGUAACUACAAGAAAUAACUAAAUGUCUAUUGAGAAAGUAAACCAAAGAAAUAAAAUAUGGUGCAUCCAGACAAUAAAUUACUAUUCAGUCAUUGAAAAGAAUCAGAUAGUUCUUUAUGUACUUGUCUGGAAGGAGGCACUGAAAGACAGUUACAUAUGUAUGUUUCUAAAGUCAUACAAAAACAGUCUUGUAGAAAAAGAACCAAAAUAUUAAUAGUGCUUAGCCAGUAUGGCAAGUGAAGGACCCAGGAUAAUAUGUUAGGCUUUGUGGGAUGUCAGUCUGAGGCAGCUGAUCAACGGUAUAGUAGCAGCUGUAAAGAAAGGAAUGACCGUGGCUAUAUCCCACUAAAACUUGAGACACUGCAAGUUGAACUUCAUAUGUGUCACAAAAUAUAUUUUUUGAUCAGUGCACACAUGUCAAUGAUUUUUAGUUCAUGGGCUAUACAAAAAUGGGCAGCCAGCUAGAGUUGGCCCAUAGGCUCUAAUUUGCUAACCUCUGCUGUAGAGGAUGAAAUUGGAGGGGUAGCAAGGGAAACUUUUCACCAAAACUGAUGGGAUUAUGUGUGAGUGUGUUUUUGUGUGUGUCCCUCUAUUUUUCAAAUUAAAAAAUCUAAAAUACAUACAAAAUGAGAUCAUCCCCAAAUCGCAGCCUUAGAACAAAUGCAGAUAUCAAAGUGGUACAGUCUUGGUACUCACCUUUUUCUUUGACCUCACAGUGAUCAUAGAGCUCCCAAACCUUGAGCCUGCCUGAAAAACACACUCUGUUAACUCUCUGUUAGUAGCCUUUGAAAACGCACCAUGGGGCUUCUCUGGUGGCACGGUGGUUAAGAAUCCACCUGCCAAUGCAGGGGACACAAGUGCCCUGGAGGAUCCCACAUGCUGUGGAGCAACUAAGCCCGUGCACCACAACUACUGAGCCUGCGCUCUAGAGCCCGCGAGCCGUAACUACUGAAGCCUGCGUGCCUAGAGCCUGUGCUCCGCAACUAGAGAAAGCCCACGCACAGCAACACAGACCCAACGCAGCCAAAAAUAAAUUUAUAAAAAAACCCACCAGGGCUUCCCUGGUGGCGCAGUGGUUGAGAGUCCGCCUGCCGAUGCAGGGGACACGGGUUCGUGCCCCGGUCUGGGAAGAUCCCACGUGGCGCAGAGCGGCUGGGCCCGUGAGCCAUGGCUGCUGGGCCUGCGCGUCCGGAGCCUGUGCUCCGCGGCGGGAGAGGCCACAACAGUGAGAGGCCCACGUAAUGCAAAAAAAAACCACCAUGUGAUUUUAUCAACUUGAAAUAAGGGAAAGGGCUGCUUUUUUUUUGGUAGUUUUUCAUUUUUUUCAGAAGGUACUUACUUCAGGAGAAAUCAAUACAUAUUGGGCCUGAAAGAAAGUGAUGAGAAAGGGAGACAAUGUUAUUACUGUUCAUGGGGGUUUUUUUAAACCAAUUUUAAUUACACCCUUACACUCACAUUUCUUCAUUUUAGAGAAGCCCUUUGUCACCAGAAAUUCUUCUUAUAGUUUAGCUCAGAAAAAUAGAUGUAUAAAAAUGUUUAUAUGUGAAUAUUUCUUACUGUAACAGCAAAAAUUUGAAAUGGACUAAGUGACUAAUAAUCACUUAAUGAUUAGACUGGUUUAUCUACAGAUAAAAUACUAGGUAUCUGGUAGAUAUAUUGUAUAAGACUAUAGGAAGGCGUAGAAAACAAAGUUGUAUACAAAAUCAUGUACAAUAUGGUCACCACCGUUAAUAAGAUACGCACAGUGUAGUGGUUAAGAGUGCACUUUAGAAUCAGCUCUUGGUUCAAGUCUCUGUUCUGCUAUUUCCUAGCUGUGUGACCUGUAACAACUUCCUUCUCCAAUCUUCAGUUUCUUUAUAAUGGGUAUAAAAUACCAAAUUAAUAGCUUUGAUGUGGAUUAGAUUUUUUAUGUGUAGCAUAGUGCUAGGCACAGAGUGAAUGCACAAUAAAUGGUAGCAAUUAAGUUUAGCAAAAUCCUAGAAGGAUAAACAUCAAAGGGUAAUAGACGUUAUCUCUGUAGAGUAGAAUUCUAGGUAGAUUUUAAUUUUCUUUGUACUGUGUAUUUUCUAAUAUUUUUACAAUAAACUUUCAUUUUUUGCAAUUUAAAAAGUAAUUUUUAAGUUUAAAAAUAACAGCCAAGUUAAGGAAACCCACCUGAGAAAAGGAAUAAAACAAAGCAAUGAAAGAUGAAAUAAAAAGAUUGGGAGUCUUCAUGAAACUCCAAUGGCUGUGGCCUGUUUUCUUCUGCCGUGGGCUCCUGACCAAGCAGUGGCCGGCUAUGACCAAGAACCAAUAUGACACCCCAUCCAACUGCAGCUGUGGGGGGUGAACACUGCAGAACUGCCGGUAAGCAGGCAGCCUGGGCCUACAAACACGAGCAUGGGAUGGUGUCCUGACCCCAGGUAAGGGGCAGGUUACCUGAGUUCAGGCAGAAACUAAUGAGAGUUCUAUAGUGGACAUAAUUUACUAAGGCAUCAGCAAGUAGCCAUCCUUUCCCAGGAUGGUAUGGAAUUGUGUACAAGAGCAGUUACCUUUUCUUCUGGACAUGGAGCUACCCACGAUUUGCAUUUGCCUGUCAUGUCGCCCAAGGUGACCUCUUUGCCAUUAUACACAUAGACACGGCCAUCUUCUCCCCCCAUCAGUCCAGAGGUUACAUCUGUGAUCCUCAGUGGGGCUGCCAUGAUGAUUUCAUCUGUAAACAAUGAAAACCAGCAGCAGGAAGUAUCUACUCGCUGUCAUUGUUCCACUACACUACUGGAUCCUGACCCAACCUUCCACAAAUAAUAUUAGUAUAUCUUUUACUAGGUCUGUCCUGAUUUCAUUCCAACGUAGUCAGAGGCUUUUGUUUUCUGUUAUCAUUCAUUAAUAAUAGUUGAUGUGGGUGGCUCUCGUGUCACCAUGUUCAAAAAGUACUACUCUUGUACAUCCGGCUCUGGACUUGAUUCAUUAUGAGGCUAGAGCCUAGGUGAGCCAAUUGGGGGACUCAUCAGUUAAGCAAAGGACUUUCUUAUUGGCCCGAGACACCGUUCCUUCCUACCUAAGCCAUCGUUAUCCAGGUCACUCAAGUGCAGAACGCCACCAAAUCGGGAGAAGCGGCGGUCUCCACUGAAGGUGCUGAGCAGAGAAGGCUGCAAGUCAGGUGGCAGUUUGUACAUCCGAGUGCUUCCACCUUGGCGCAAGGUCGUGGUCAGGAAUGCCAUCUUAGCCGUGACAUCUGAAAUAAACCAUAGUAUGGUAACUGCUGCCAUCACAAGGACGAAGAUAGGACAUAGACGUUAUCGGUUACUUUGUGUCACUGACUUUCAGGAUUACUGUGAGAUGGUCAAAUUUGUGAAUGCCAAGGUUUUUUUUAAUAUAUGAUCAUUAUAAAAGGUGUGGGAAACACCCCAAAAAAGUAUAAAGAAGAAAACGUAUAUAAAGCAUCUAUUUCUUUCUGGACAAUGAUCUGUACUUACAUGUACAUACACACAUUUUAAUGGGGGUUUUUGCAGAUUAUAAAAUUCUUUUUACACUCAGGCCAUUUUUAACUUUUUGCUUUUAUAAUGAAUACUAUGAUAAAUAUCCUUCCCCGUAGUUCUGAGUAGUUUAUGAGAACAGAUUCUUAGAAGGGGCCCAUAUAGCCUUGGAUUUGGGGAAUGGCUUUUUGCCAGACCUCUUUCUAGAAAAGGUAUAUCGGUUCACAUUUCACAAGCAGUGUGUCAGUUCCCAUCUCACUUCAACUUUGCCAUCAUUGAGUAUUCUUUUUCAUACUGAAAGUACUUCAGUGUUUAAUCAGCACCCUAAAAUCCUCACUGAAUGUUCAAACUUGUGUAUAGUGGCCACAGCCUGACCCAGAGAUCCUGCCGAGGCAGGGGACAGGGCGAGAGGGACAAGCCUAACUGUCCUACUCAAACUUGCCCUGAAAGUAGAUCAGAUUUUUCACAUUUAACUUAAUCUGUCCAUAGAGCUGCAAUUCCCCAACUAUACACUGAAACACUUCAGCGAACUCACGGAGGAUACGGCAGGUAUCUUGAACUUUUGCUGGUAACACAAUGACAUCUGUCUGACGCCACAUGACCUACCUGCUGGAGGUGGGUCAUAGUUUCAACAUUAGGUCCCUAUGUUCCUUUCAAUGAUGUCACAUCUGUGCAAAACUGGGAUUUUAUCAUAAUGGGUUGUUAUGGUAAAAUGCAGGUACCACUAGAAAAUCAGUGUGGAUCGAAAUGAGGAUAGCGGUGUCUAAUCUGAUUCCAGGGUUUGAGAAGUGGUACAGUACCCCAAAGGAGCUGUUAGGACAUAAACACAGCAUCUGCAACCUACUGAGUCACACGGGGCCCCAUACUGAGAAAGGCCCUGUGCUUGGCUUUAUGCUCUCCUGUUAAGAAAAAUUAUCCAGAAUUUCAGGGAACAAAUUUUGUCUGGGCCCCUCAAAUUAUGUGGGUGAAAUACAAUCAAAAUACAAGUAAAAAUAGGAAAAUCUGAGCAAGAUUGGUGGAUUAUAUCUGUUGAUAACCCAGCUGUGACACUGGUUAUGGUGUGCAGAUUAUCAUCGGGGAAAACUGGAUAAAAUGUAACAUGACCUCUAUUAUUUCUUACAACUGCAUGUGAAUUUAUAAUUAUCUCAAAAAGCAUCAUUUAUAUAUAUGUAUCAUUAUAUAAUUAACCUUUAUAUUCUGUAUUUUAUACAAUAUUUGAUAAUGGAGAAAAUUAUUAAGGCAGUAAAGGGACUAAAACUAAGAAAAUUUGGGAAGCUCUAAUUCACAGCACUCUGGGGGCAAGAGUGCUGAGACAAAAUUAGUAAUGUGUGUUGCAAGAGUUUAGAAAUCACUACCUAGACUCUGUAAAGGAAGAAAAAAAAUAUUCCAAAGCUAAGUCAGCAACUUUCUGUUGUAAUGCUUUGUCCUUACGCAUGCAAGGAAAGAUUUAACCAUUCCUUUGCCCAAUCCACUUCUACGUAUCAUUCAAAUACAUUGUAUGAAACGAAAAUCUUUCUGAAAAAUAAUUUCACAAUAUGUAGUAAGAGUCUUAAGAUUAGCCCCUCUAGCGAUAGGAUGAUGGUAGUAAAUGUUGGCAUGUGUGUAUGGAAAAAAUGUGAUACAAGUAUCAAAAGUAAUGUUUUAGAAGAAUAUUUAACAUGAGAACAUGCUUAAGAUAUAAAAUAUUAGGUGUAAAAAACAUGUAUGCAUUUAAGCUUUAAAAUAUCUGGGUAAGGGGUGAUUUUUUUCUUCUCUAUACUUCCUUAUAUUUUCACAAAUUUCUACAAUAAGCAUAAUUUACUUUUAUACUCUUGGAGGGAGUAGAUUUUUGUUCUUUUAACUCACCCAUAAAUUAAACAAAAUAAUGUUUUAUUAACAUA